Molecule: messenger RNA, 378 nt
Organism: Dissoconium aciculare CBS 342.82
Lineage: Eukaryota; Fungi; Ascomycota; Dothideomycetes; Mycosphaerellales; Dissoconiaceae
Product: ankyrin repeat protein
Exons: 1
Molecular function (GO): protein binding
Source: RefSeq, a predicted model, not a curated record
AUGGGAGCGCCGCCGCUACUAGUGGAAUUUGCGGAGAAGCGUAACAUUGAAGGCAUCUUGCUCCUUCUCGAACAUCAUGCCGAUGUAAAUGCCGGCCCACCAAAAUACAACACGGCGUUGUGGGCAGCGGCAUCGCAAGGUGAUACCGCUCUUGUUGCAAUCUUGCUAGAAGCUGGAGCGGAUCCGGACUUGCGCAUCUGGUCGUCCACAACUCCGCUGAUAGAGGCAUGCUUGCAAGGCCACUCCGAAGUCAUCGAACUUUUGGUACACGGCAAGGCCGAUUUGGACGCUAUCGGCGGCCGCGACGGCUCAGCACUUAAUACAGCGAUCAGACAGGAUGAUGACCCCACCGUGCAAUUACUACUCCAGCAUGGCGCG